Sardina pilchardus (European sardine) is the source of this 2534-nucleotide messenger RNA. Its product is annotated as arrestin domain-containing protein 3-like. The record is from RefSeq and is a predicted model, not a curated record. The coding region runs from base 147 to 1172 and encodes 341 amino acids. NCBI's taxonomy places the organism in Eukaryota, Metazoa, Chordata, Actinopteri, Clupeiformes, Clupeidae. The transcript has 6 exons. Gene Ontology annotation, cellular component: plasma membrane; cytoplasm. Gene Ontology annotation, biological process: protein transport.
UGCUCUGCUGCCGUAGGACAGUCUUUUCCUGUUGAAAGAUUGACAUGAACAGGUGUCAGGCUACAGCUGAACAACAUCCGGAGGACGGGAGAGGAUUUCCACCGGCUGGACUGUUUCAGAGCACAUUUUUCCAAAGAAAUGCAGACAUGUCUUUCAACGCAAUCCUUUCAGUAACCUAUGAUGAGAUCAACGAGAGUAACACGUUCACUAAUGGGGAUCGCAUUUCUGGCCACGUUACUUUAGAUGUUACGAAGAAAACAAAAAUAAACUCCUUACGGAUUAAACUGAAAGGGAAAAUAAAAGUUCAUUGGAGCGUACCAUGCCGUAUUGCAGGAAGGUCAUCAUCUAAGGGCUACAGCGAUGAAGAGAUUCUUAUCAAUUCAGUCCAAUACUUCGUUGGAGGUGACCUUGGCACUCUACUAUUGACAGAUCCCAAUGGGCAACCCUAUUCCAAUACAAUUGCGCCAGGGCGUCACCUAUUCCCCUUCACCUUUGAUCUACCUCAAGAAAAAAUGCUUCCUUCUUUCAAAGGAGUGCAUGGCAAGAUUAUUUACUUCCUGGAGGCUAAGAUGACCAGAUUGAUGCGGAUACCAAGCAAAGACAGAAUAGAGUUCACCUUUGUUCCAAAACCCAACCCUAACAACCGAGUAGUGCAGGUAAAAUUUAUAUGCACAUUAAUCUCGAUCACAUGGCUGAACUUUUUUGAUGAUUUUGAAGGAGAAGGGCUAACAGUCACGGGAACAACUCAGAACACCUCAAGCAGUCCAGUCAGGCUGAACUUUCGCCUGAGCCAGGUCCAGGAAUGUUGUGCACAAAACAAGCACUGGAGCCAUGACUCCCAAGAUAUCCUGAUGGAAAGAAGUGACAUUAUUCGUCCCUUUAGGACUGCAAAUGUGACACAAGUGCUGAGCAUCCCACGUAACAUCCCCGCUUCUCUUCUCAACUGCAGGCUCAUGAAAGUAGAGUACAAGCUUUGGAUCUAUCUUGAGGGAAAACAUUCGUUCGACUCGAUUGUAUUUACCGUGGAACUCCUUCCUCCGCGACAAGAUGGCGGUCAAAGCAGUUUCUCGGAGCAUUCAAGGAGCACCAGCCGAGCGUCCCAGGUCCUCCGAUCUCCCUUACUCUGUGGCAGCCCCCUUCCUGCUGACAUACACUAUCUCUUCUCAAAGUAAAAUAAUGUGUUCGUUUCAUGACUCAUAUUGCCAAUGGCACUUUAAAUGCAUCUUCACUGAGGUUGCAAUAAGGUCUGUGCCCGAAUAUGCACAGAAACAAGGCUCAGUUCAAAAGAAGAGUUGGCAGCUUAACAGUAUUUGAACAGUAAAAUGUUUUUACAUUUGACAUUUGUUGUCAUCAAAUUUUCCACUCACAGUAGAUAUCUUUAUUUUUACCAUGUUUUAAAGUUUAUUUUUGAGCAGUGUGCCUGGGUGAGAGAGAGAUGGAUUAUGAUGGGGGAAUGACUGUGGGCCAUACUCACAACCCAAGUGCUUAUGGACGCUCUGGUAAAAGUGCUGGUGCCACUUGGCCCACAGCUCCUCCACUUCUCCCACUUCUCCCAUACUGCCUCUAAAGUUCAUUUGGGGUUCUGUAUCAGUCAGGUUAAGCUACCACAGUGUCAUAGAGAGCCACUGAAGAGUCCAUCAUGGUUCCAUAUGACAUUUUUUGGAAAUGUGCAUAAUGAAAGUUUUAGCAGUAUUCAUUCCUAUUAGGUGGGCAAUGCAGUCUGUUUUUUGUCAAUGAUAGUCUAUUAAAUAUCCAGUUGGAGCACACUGACAAGAUCGAUGAGAUCCUUGCUGAAAUAGCACAAUCCCUUCCUACUUUUUAAUAAUUAUAAGUCUUAGCUGGUAUUGCUUAACUGCUAUACUCUCAGUUAGUUGGCCAUGUACAACAACACAGUUCAUGGCGUAACAAGAUAGCUGGGUUGCUGGGUUAUUAUUUUUCUGCGAUUUGCCUUGGAUUGCAAUUGGACAGCAGAAAUAGUCAGAAAGUGAGUGGGUGAGUUGUGAAAGUUGGAUCUGGAAAUGGCCUUGGGUUUGAAUGAAACCUGGGUCCCCAUAAGCGCUUACUGUAGACCUAGACUGUGGUAUGAUGCUGCCACUAAGUGAACAAAGUGAAGUAAACCAAUUGAACCAAACUUGGGAAGUAAUCACUUUAUCUUAGAAUCCAGACCAUGAGAUGAUUUUAAGAUGGCAUAUAGGAUGUUAAACCCCACUGAAAUGAGUUCAAGCACAUCUUUUGUCUCGUCUCUCUGAACUCUAGUUGAUGUUCUCACUGCCCAGUCCCUCACUCAUUGUCUUAUCUUAUUUUUCUCAUUCAUAUAAUUUCAUUUGGGGAUGUAUCUAUCUAUGUAUUUAUAUGUUAGUUUAUUUUACAUGUGUAAAAUGUGGUGCUUUGGAUGCUUGUAUAGAAUUCAAGAAAAUAUCUUCAUCUAUCAUAUACUUGAUUUAUUUAUCAAAUGGUCAUUUUAAAGGAAAGUUGAUGAUUGUUUUGCCAGGGGGAUUGUGUAAACUAUUGAUUCAUGUUAUGGGAACUACAAA